AUGUCGAGCCAGCCGGUCGAUCCGGCAAAACCUCCUGACAAUAAAUGCAAAUUCUGUGCUAAAUUUAGUUCGCUAAGUGAAGUUAAGUGUACUAAUAGUGCAUGUGAUACUCUUCUACAUGGAAAAUGUUUCGAUUCAAUUGCCAAGAUUGUGCCAAUGAGAAAGGAAGAAUUCCGUUGUAAAUAUUGUUUGGGAGACGGCAAGGUGUCUAGUAGCAGUACCGAUGUGCUGCUCUUGCAUAAAGAAAUUGAUUGCCUUACACGAGAAAAGCAAUUGCUAGAAAAGUAUGUGAGUGAACUAGAAUUUUCUAAUACUAUUUUGAAAUCUAAAACGCCUGCUGUUUCCUCUACACUGAAUUCGGCUGUUGGUUUUUUUCCGAACUCGUCGUUGGUAAACACAUACUCGCAAGCAGCAAAAAAAGUCUCGCCAUCAGCUGUGCUGGUUAUUAAACCCACUGACAUAAACAUGGGGAACGCAAAAUUGGAGCAGGAGCUGAAGUCUAAAUUCAGGCCGAGUCAACUAAAUGCGAAUGUUACUGGUACCACUAGCAGAGCAACAAAGAAGUAUUCUGAAGUAACCGCAGUAAAUCCCAGAAACUCAGCCAAUAAAUCUACCAAAGCAACCGCUCCACAAGGAAGUAGGGUCCAGCAGAUGUUAAAUCCAAAUCCUAAACAACUCCAGGAAACAGUGACGCACAAUAGUUCACGGAAUCCACCCUCCAUAAAUGGUGAAACCAGCAGCAACUUACAAACUGUAGUUAAGAAGCAGCGUGAAGUGAUGGGAGCAGUAAUUAGUUUGACAGCUAACAUGAAAAUAGAAGAAAACCAUAAUAAAGAAGUUCACGAAAGUGAUUAUAUUGAGGUCAAGAGAAGAAGACGCCGGCAGCCAAGAAUUUGGGACCUCGGUUGGCCGCGUGGAGAUUUCUGCCAUCAGAACAACAUCAAACAUGUAUUGAAUGCUGUGGCGAUUCCCAGGGCAAACGGAAAAGUAGAGCGGUUAAAUCAAACGUUGUUAGACGCUUUUCUUACAACUACGUUGAAGGAAGACCUGAGGGACAGAGAACUUCCAAAUGUUCAGUUUACCAUGAACGACGUCCCAGAUAAGUCUACAGUAAAAACACCGAGUCAACUUUUAUUUGGUUUUGGACCCCGAGAGGGUGUGGAUAUGGCUCUAAAGGACGAAGAUAGUCAAGUCCCCACACUCCCACACUCCUCAAAGACCUUGUUGCCACAGGGGAGGGAGCUACCCGAUAAAUAG
Acanthoscelides obtectus is the source of this 1257-nucleotide messenger RNA. NCBI's taxonomy places the organism in Eukaryota, Metazoa, Arthropoda, Insecta, Coleoptera, Chrysomelidae. The record is from the annotation of a GenBank genome assembly.